UAAAGAAGAAAUGAAAAAAUCGAAUUAAGAUUGUUGUGUAAUCCAUUGGCUUAAGGAAAGUUACAAAAAGGGUUUUGUGUGUGUGUUCGUAAAUGCGGUUGUGAAUGUAAGAAAUUCGCAAACAUUAUGUGUUUGAUUUCUUAGUGAAUUGAAGUUUGCUUUCAACGUUUGCGGUGGUGUUAACGAAACAUGUCGCAGCCUGGUAAACGAGGUGGUGGACGUGGUGGCACUGGUCCCAAUGCAGGUGUGGGUCGUAAAACUCCAUCUUCGAUUACCAGCGGAGCGACUAGCAACACUCCUGAUGAAUCGGUUGCACCCAGCGAUCGGGCUACACCCGCCAGCAAAGCAGAUUCCGAUCCCAAAGACGAUAGCUCUAGCAAUGGCGAUCGUAAAGAAGUUGACGGUGCCACCACACCGAAACCUCCAAGUGCUGGUGCGUCCAUACGAGACACGGCAAACAAAAUUUUGGCCUUAUCCGUCAAGAGUGAGUGGACACCGUGCGAACAAGAGCUCAAGAAAUUGGAGAAAUAUGUAGCCAAUGUUGGUGAAGACGGCAAUACCACCCCUUUGGCUGGUGUUCACGAUGCCAAUACUGGGAUGACUCCAUUAAUGUUUGCAACAAAGGAUAAUAAGACGUCUAUAAUGGAUCGUAUGAUUGAAUUAGGAGCUGAUGUUGGUGCACGGAAUAAUGACAACUAUAAUGUGUUGCAUAUAGCAGCGAUGUAUUCGCGUGAGGAUGUCGUAAAACUGUUGCUAAACAAACAUGGCGUUGAUCCCUUCUCGACGGGUGGGUCUAGAGCACAAACUGCUGUCCAUUUAGUAUCAAGUCGUCAAACUGGUACAGCUACCAAUAUACUGAGAGCUUUACUAGCAGCAGCCGGCAAAGAUAUACGCAUCAAAGCAGACGGAAGAGGUAAAAUUCCUCUGCUACUUGCUGUCGAAUCGGGAAAUCAGUCCAUGUGCAGAGAAUUAUUGUCCGCACAAACGGCUGAACAACUGAAGGCGACAGCGGCUAAUGGUGAUACGGCCUUACAUUUGGCCGCAAGACGACGGGAUGUGGAUAUGGUCCGCAUUCUGGUGGAUUACGGUACAAAUGUGGACACGCAAAAUGGUGAAGGACAAACGGCGCUACAUAUAGCAGCGGCCGAAGGGGAUGAAGCUUUGCUCAAGUAUUUCUAUGGUGUAAGGGCCUCAGCAUCCAUAGCCGAUAAUCAAGAUCGCACCCCGAUGCACUUGGCUGCUGAGAAUGGUCAUGCUCAUGUCAUUGAAAUUUUAGCUGAUAAGUUUAAAGCCAGUAUUUUUGAGCGUACCAAAGAUGGCAGUACCCUAAUGCAUAUUGCUUCGCUAAAUGGUCAUGCCGAAUGUGCAACAAUGCUUUUUAAGAAGGGUGUCUACCUUCAUAUGCCAAAUAAGAACGGUGCCCGAAGUAUUCAUACAGCUGCGGCUUACGGUCAUACGGGUAUAAUCAACACUUUAUUGCAAAAGGGCGAAAAAGUAGAUGUGAAAACUAAUGAUAACUAUACAGCAUUGCAUAUAGCUGUUGAGUCAGCAAAGCCGGCUGUUGUUGAAACUCUGCUUGGUUUCGGAGCUGAUGUCCAUGUCCGAGGUGGGAAAAUGAAUGAAACACCGUUACAUAUAGCCGCAAGGGUUAAGGAUGGCGAUCGGUGCGCCUUAAUGCUCCUUAAGUCCGGCGCUAGUCCCAAUUUAACUACCGAUGAUGGCCUGACGCCGGUGCAUGUAGCAGCCCGUCAUGGUAAUCUGGCAACGCUGAUGCAACUUCUCGAAGAUGGUGGCGAUCCGCUCUACAAGUCCAAUACUGGCGAGACUCCUUUACAUAUGGCCUGCCGUUCUUGUCACCCUGAAAUAGUCAAACAUUUGAUAGAAACAGUUAAAGAAAAGCACGGUCCCGACAAAGCCACUAGUUAUAUUAAUACUGUAAAUGAUGACGGUGCUACUGCCUUACAUUUCACUUGCCAAAUUACUAAAGAGGAAGUCAAAAUUCCCGAAUCGGACAAGGAAAUUGUUCGAAUGUUGUUAAAAAACGGUGCCGACGUGACUUUAUCAACAAAAAAUGCCCUCGAAACUGUAUUUCACUAUUGCGCUAUGGCUGGAAACAAUGACGUUCUUAUGGAAAUGAUAUCUCACAUGAAUCCUACGGAUAUUCAGAAAGCCAUGAAUCGUCAGUCAUCGGUCGGCUGGACGCCAUUACUGAUUGCUUGUCAUAGAGGGCAUAUGGAGCUGGUCAACAACCUUUUAGCGAAUCAUGCCAGAGUAGAUGUAUUCGAUACUGAAGGUCGCUCUGCACUGCAUUUGGCCGCGGAACGAGGGUAUCUGCACGUAUGCGAUGCGCUGCUAACCAACAAGGCGUUCAUCAAUUCUAAAUCACGCGUCGGUCGCACGGCGUUGCAUCUGGCCGCGAUGAAUGGCUUCACACAUCUAGUGAAGUUUCUCAUCAAGGAUCAUAAUGCAGUUAUUGACAUAUUGACGUUACGAAAACAAACGCCACUCCAUCUAGCUGCAGCUAGCGGACAGAUGGAGGUAUGUCAGCUUUUGCUUGAUUUGGGGGCUGACAUAGACGCGACCGACGAUAUGGGCCAAAAACCCAUACAUGUCGCCGCGCAGAACAACUACUCUGAAGUGGCCAAACUAUUCCUGCAGCAGCAUCCGUCGCUGGUCAAUGCAACCAGUAAGGACGGCAAUACUUGUGCUCACAUCGCCGCCAUGCAAGGAUCGGUAAAGGUGAUUGAGGAACUUAUGAAAUUCGAUCGUUCUGGCGUGAUCUCUGCUAGAAAUAAAUUGACUGACGCUACACCAUUGCAAUUGGCCGCCGAGGGUGGUCACGCGGACGUAGUUAAGGCCCUGGUCAGAGCUGGGGCGUCUUGCACGGAAGAGAAUAAAGCAGGCUUCACGGCCGUACAUUUGGCAGCGCAAAACGGCCAUGGCCAAGUAUUGGACGUAUUAAAGAGUACAAAUUCUUUGAGAAUCACCAGCAAGAAAUUGGGACUGACACCGUUGCAUGUGGCAGCCUACUAUGGACAAGCUGACACAGUGCGUGAAUUGUUAACAAGUGUACCGGCAACGGUAAAGUCGGAAACACCCACCGGGCAGAGUUUAUUUGGCGAAUUAGGCACAGAAUCAGGCAUGACACCUCUCCAUUUAGCGGCGUUUUCGGGAAAUGAAAAUGUCGUGAGGCUAUUGCUGAAUUCGGCUGGUGUACAAGUCGAUGCGUCUACAACGGAAAAUGGUUACAAUCCUCUCCAUUUGGCUUGUUUCGGUGGUCACAUGUCAGUGGUUGGUUUGCUCCUGAGCCGCUCAGCAGAACUUCUCCAAUCGACAGAUCGUCAUGGCAGAACGGGCCUGCAUAUCGCAUCUAUGCAUGGUCAUUUUCAAAUGGUCGAGAUUUUGUUGGGUCAAGGCGCAGAGAUAAAUGCAACCGAUAAAAACGGUUGGACGCCACUACAUUGUGCUGCCAAAACCGGCCACUUGGAUGUGGUUAAGCUGUUGUGUGAAGCUGGUGCCUCACCUAAAUCAGAAACCAACUUCGGUUGUGCUCCUAUAUGGUUUGCUGCUUCCGAAGGCCAUAACGAUGUUCUGCGUUAUCUCAUGAACAAAGAGCACGAUACUUAUGGUUUAAUGGAAGACAAACGCUUUGUAUAUAAUUUAAUGAUAGUAUCAAAAAAUCACAAUAACAAACCGAUACAAGAGUUUGUGUUAGUUUCUCCUGCCCCCGUUGACACCGCUGCAAAAUUAUCCAAUAUUUAUAUAAAUUUGUCUACUAAGGAAAAAGAACGUGCUAAGGAUUUGGUAGCAGCGGGUAAACAAUGCGAGGCAAUGGCUACUGAACUUUUAGCUUUAGCAGCUGGUUCCGAAUCGGCGGGAAAGAUUUUGCAAGCUACCGACAAGCGCAACAUGGAAUUUCUAGAUGUUCUGAUAGAAAACGAGCAGAAAGAAGUUAUUGCUCAUACAGUGGUCCAGCGUUACCUGCAGGAACUUUGGCGCGGCUCCUUAACUUGGGCUUCGUGGAAACUAAUGCUGUUAUUAGUAGCUUUCAUUGUUUGUCCUCCUGUCUGGAUUGGUUUUACUUUUCCCAUGGGUCAUAAAUUUAAUAAAGUGCCGAUUAUAAAAUUCAUGUCUUACCUAACUUCACAUAUAUAUUUAAUGAUUUUAUUGAGUAUCGUCGGCAUUACACCUAUUUAUCCCGUGCUGAGGCUUAACUUAAUUCCCUAUUGGUAUGAAAUAGGACUGCUUAUAUGGUUAAGUGGCCUCCUUUUGUUUGAGUUGACUAAUCCGUCCGACAAAUCGGGGUUAGGAUCAAUCAAAUUACUCGUUUUACUGUUGGGAAUGGCAGGUGUGGGUGUACAUGUAACGGCGUUCUGUUUUGUGUCCAAAGAAUACUGGCCUACGCUUAUUUAUUGUCGCAAUCAAUGCUUUGCUUUAGCUUUUCUGCUUGCAUGUGUACAAAUUUUGGACUUCCUCUCCUUUCAUCACCUUUUCGGGCCAUGGGCUAUAAUUAUUGGAGAUUUGCUUAAAGACUUGGCACGCUUUCUGGCAGUUUUGGCCAUUUUUGUAUUCGGAUUUUCAAUGCAUAUCGUCGCAUUGAAUCAAUCAUUUUCUAACUUCACACCCGAAGAUUUGCGUUCAUUCGAAAAAAGGAAUCGCAAUCGAGGUUAUUUCAGUGACGAUGAUUUGCCUACGGCUCGUCCUCCGCCUCCACCCGAAAGCUAUAAGGACAGCCGCCAUAUGUUGAGUGAAUUUCGUCGCAAGCAUAAAGACGAUCUGCGCAUGCAUCCUAUAAAUUCAUUUGAGCUAUUAUUCUUCGCAGUAUUCGGUCAAACGACGACCGAACAAACGCAAGUUGACAAAAUUAAAAAUUUAGCUACGCCCACCCAGCCUUACUGGGUUGAGUAUCUUUUCAAGAUAGUCUUUGGCAUCUACAUGUUGGUAUCGGUGGUGGUGCUUAUCAAUUUACUAAUUGCCAUGAUGUCCGACACUUAUCAACGCAUACAGGCACAAUCUGAUAUUGAGUGGAAAUUCGGUUUAUCAAAGCUCAUCCGUAACAUGCAUCGCACUACAACAGCGCCGUCGCCGCUUAAUUUAGUUACCACCUGGUUUAUGUGGAUCGUUGAGAAGGUCAAGGCUCGCAUCAAGAAAAAGAAGCGUCCAAGUCUGGUACAGAUGAUGGGAAUACGACAAGCCAGCCCGCGUACCAAAGCUGGAGCCAAAUGGCUUUCAAAAAUCAAAAAAGAUUCAACGGCUCUAUCCGUGGUUCAUCUUUCACCUCUAGGAUCGCAGACCAGCUUUUCCGCAGCUAAUCAAAAUCGCAUUGAAAAUGUUACGGACUGGGAAGCUAUUGCCAAAAAGUAUCGCGCUCUUAUGGGUGAUGAAGAAUCUAAUUCUAUCAAGGAUUCAGAUGCCGAGAGCAGCUCAAUCGAAGGUGGCACCGCACCAGCUGCCCCACCCGCUCAGGUUGGCAAUAAUAUCACAUUAGAACCAAAUGUUUGAACAUCCAUUCUAGUCUAUCGAUUAGCAAUAAAAUCAUCAUUAUUGUAGCCGUCAUUGCCAUUAUAUUACUAUUAACCUAUGCUAAGAACUUUAUAAGAAUCGAUAAUCGUAUUACAGGUCUAAACAUGAACUUCCCGGGAGAUACUUGUUAUUUUGUUUAUUAAAGAUUUAUUAUGUAUACAUUUGUACAGUUUAUAGACAUUAAGUAGACUCAAGUUUCAUUGUUAGCGAUAAUGAAUGCAAAAAUUUAGUUAAGUUAAAAACUGAAUGUUUCGUAUCGUAAUUUUUAAGAGCAUGUAACAUUAUUGUGUACUAUAUGUCAUGUUAUAUUUGUAUGUAGAUUAGUUUAGUGACAAAAA
Glossina fuscipes is the source of this 5861-nucleotide messenger RNA. RefSeq names its product serine/threonine-protein phosphatase 6 regulatory ankyrin repeat subunit A (gene nompC). Gene Ontology annotation, biological process: GPI anchor biosynthetic process; calcium ion transmembrane transport. Gene Ontology annotation, molecular function: calcium channel activity; protein binding. The coding region runs from base 190 to 5502 and encodes 1770 amino acids. The transcript has 17 exons. Gene Ontology annotation, cellular component: glycosylphosphatidylinositol-N-acetylglucosaminyltransferase (GPI-GnT) complex; membrane. The record is from RefSeq and is a predicted model, not a curated record. NCBI's taxonomy places the organism in Eukaryota, Metazoa, Arthropoda, Insecta, Diptera, Glossinidae.